Molecule: messenger RNA, 861 nt
Organism: Symbiodinium sp. CCMP2592
Lineage: Eukaryota; Dinophyceae; Suessiales; Symbiodiniaceae
Source: the annotation of a GenBank genome assembly
AUGUCCGGCAAAGGCGCAAGAAAAGGGUCAGCCGCACUGGCGGCAGCGCGCGCGGCAGCUGUCGUGGCCAAGGCGGCGAUUGCCAGAGGUGGAGACUCUGCUCGGUCGGACUGCCUCAUCGAAAUCGCAGAUGCCGAACAGGUGCUGCCCGGGGCAAACGACUCCGCCUGGGCUUCCAAAGUGAAGGUCGCUAUCCAACCAAUCAUGCGACGAUUCGGGCCGGUGUUAGAUGUCCGUGUUCCAACAGGUGAAAAGAGACCAAUCGUCAGCAUACGAUUCGCAAAUCCCAAAGCGGCGGAGGCUGUCAUGGUUGCCGCGUCGCAGGGUUUCUUGGCCGUGGGAGAGUCCGAAGUCCGGGUGUGCCAGCCUUUGUCGAAAGAGGCAGUCUGGCGCAGCUUCCCACCAGCUCGACAACGACCAAAUCCUGCAGGCGAGUCCAAGAAGAAGAAGCUUCGUCCAAACGAGCGCUUCGCUCCACCGCGCAUGCCUCGGGUUGAAGUCGACGAAGCCGAUGAAGCAGCAAAAAACGAGCCUCCAAAGGUUGAGGCUGCCGAGGACCCACAGCCUCCCACCAUUCAACCGCCUGUGCAACUACCACCAGAACCGCCCAGACCCAGUCCGUCGACGGCCAGUGCCGACGCUUCGCAGGAGGACAGAGAAGUUGCGGCUGGUGAGGCGGAGGUGGCCAAAGCCAUGGCAGCGCUCUUGGAGCAGCCAUUCUCCAAACAAAAGAAGGUACUCAAGUCCAUUCGGCUGCAGUGGCAUCCGGACAAGAACCCUGAUCAGUCCUCCAUCGCCACGCGAGUUUUUCAAUUCGUGCAGGCACAUGACCACUGGCUGGCUCAUCACGGACUGAGUUGA